ACCUUAACUUCUACCAUGGAUCCUUUACAACACCCUCCUUCUCUCACAAAUAUGCAGGAUUACCCUGAUUCUUUAAAUCUUUCAGAAGUCGAAAGCUUGUCUGACUCAGAUUGGCUCGAUAUUGCUAGCAACAGAGAAUCCGACGAUAACGACUCGGUUUGCUCUUCCCGGGAUACAGAUCAUGAUGAAUUGGAGCGUCGUCAGCUGUCUGACUCAAGGUCACGAAGGUCUUCCACCAGCUUUGGCAGCUCGCGAGACGGAGAGGUUGAUGCAUGGGAAGGGUUUGUCGAGGAUAGCGCAGACGAGGGUACACCCGAUGAUGUCCGAGUGCCUGUCUCUCCCACCUUGCCGCAUACAGCUGAUACCAGCUCCACUAAUUCCGAAUUUUUUGAGAGGGAUCCUCUUGAAGAGCAACGGGUUAAAGAGGGUUUGGAUCAGAGCAUGAUCAGUACCCUGAGCUCAUCUCGAUCCAGCUCUCUUCACUCAUCCACCAUACACACUUCAUCUCGUGAUUUACGCUUGUCCUUCCCGGACCCUAUCAAGAGCUCUUUAGACGAGCUCGCCAAUACUUCUUACGAGGACAUACCGUCACCUUCGGAGACAACAUCUUCAGUGGCAGAUGGUGACAUCGCGAUGGCGCUUCCGCAGCCUGUGGAUCCGGGUUCGUCCCUUACGCCCGAGGUCCCUGCUCUCGCCGAGCACAUCCCCGAUGUUUCUACUCCGUUUAUCACGUCUGACUUGAACAUUUCUUUAUACGGAUUUUCAUCUGCAAAUAAAUGGUCUAUGGCCGACAAGAUUUUGGAGAAAUUAGCGCUUGGCGCUGGUGUAACUAUCGCUCUCUCUCUUGAAGAUUUCGACGGAUCAAUUCGACAGUUUUCUGUCAAGGAAAAGGCAGGUCGCAACAUGCCUUUUCCUAACAUCAUAACUGUCGUCGACAGGACUCGGGAGAGCGUCAAUGAUAAAGAAGACCUUUUCACAGACCAACCGUCUUUGGCCAUCGUUUAUAUGCCGUGCUCCCCUAUUUCUUUGUCCACGCAUACUUUUUAUCUACCAAUCCUCGUGCCCUCCCUUUCUGUCUUAGACUCUUUAGGGUCGGAAGAUACCUUGCGUGGCUCUGCUCAACAGAUGUGGGAUGUUCUUAACAUCCCACAAAGUAAGAUCUUCCCUAUCAUGGAAGGCACUCACUCCUCCGUAGUUGAAGAAGAAAUCAUCAAUCGGCUCCCACCGUCUCAAGUCUGCCGGGCUUUUGAGCGGCUUUUGACACGAGGGAAGCGAACGAACAAGGGUUUAAGGGAACUGAACCAUGCUCCAGUCAUAACUUUGCUCACCAUCGUUUCACUGGUGCUGGGGGUUGUAGUCAGUUCGACUAUGCCCUCGUCAGGACCUGCUAUGGCACCCACUCCUGUGCCAUCCACGACAUAUAGCGCCUCUUCGUCGAUUUGGGGUUUACUUCGUCCAGCGGUCAACCAUUCUCACACGGUCAUACCACCCAAGACUGAACUUACGUCUGCGGUCAUUUCUUCUUCUCUUAAAGAUUUCGCUCUCUCUGUGUUUAAUCCUGUUCCGACUUCAUCGAACUCGAAAUACUGCACAGGACCAAUCACCGAGUGUGGAUGCGGGCGUCCGCCAUCGUCGUGGGGAGAGCGGUUCAAAUCUUCUACAGACAUCAUCCUCCGACCGAUCCCUUCUGGCUUAACUUUUGACACAAGUUCUAAUGCACUAUCUCUCAUCCCACAGGCCAGUCAAAUUGCCCGACAAUCUGCUGCCUCAGUGCCUACACUGUCUUCAUCGUCCGAGCUUUCCACAGCAUCUUUCAGCUUUGGUCUAGGCCUCACUCUUCCCACCUCGCUGUCCCAUGCUGUAAAUCUUUACAUUCCACCGUUGCUUGCAGUCGUUCGGGACGAUGUCCAAGACAUCUUGGACGCCCUCGAUGAGUUGAUGCGUGUCAUUUCUCAUCAGGCAAACUUCAUGUUUUCGCAGACCACUGCUUUGAUUCAACGGUCCGCUAUCUAUGCUGAGAAGGGCUCUGAUGGUUUGAAGAGUGCAAAGGAGACAUUGUAUCGACGACAUGAGCGGGCGCAGAAGCGUGCUAGGGAAAUGAAAGAGAAGGGCGCUCAAUGGAUCGUGCAACACGCCGGGUUUGCGAAGGGAAAGGCAAAAGAGAUUGCGGAAGGACUGGGAGUGGAUGGUUGGAGAUCUCAGUGGUUCGGUAAGGAGGGCUUUGCACACAAAGAAGAAGUAGAAACCGACGAUUGGGUAUCCCAAUGGUUUGGUAAUGGGGGAUAUGGACAAGAAGGUAAAGUCCCAGAGGAAGUUGAAGAAGUUGAGAGCUGGGGAUCGCACUGGUUCGGGAAAGAAUUGAAUAAACGAUAUGCUGAUGCGGAGAGUGCAUCAUGCAGCACUGGUGGUAAGAAGGCGAAGAAGAUUAACAGGGGCUGCAGAGACGGUAAACUUGGCAGGCUCAGUCGAAUGCAGAAGAGAAAUAGGAAAUUUGCGCGGUCCAUCGAACAGGCAUAAUCUUUCCCCGGGCUUUGUUGUAAUUAAAUGGCAUCUAUUGUAGGUUAUCUGAAUGUAUAUUAGCUUAUAGCUACGUAGGUAACAGGAGUAUGAAUUGUAGUGAAUCAUGCAU
Serpula lacrymans var. lacrymans S7.9 is the source of this 2629-nucleotide messenger RNA. RefSeq lists its product as uncharacterized. The transcript is spliced from 5 exons. The coding region runs from base 16 to 2517 and encodes 833 amino acids. NCBI's taxonomy places the organism in Eukaryota, Fungi, Basidiomycota, Agaricomycetes, Boletales, Serpulaceae. The record is from RefSeq and is a predicted model, not a curated record.